UGCCUCUUCCCCUCGACGGCCUCCCGCCACCGACACUUACCACCCCCCUCCGUCGGCUCGGCACACGUGCACUUGCUGUUGCCACUUCUCUUUCACAGAUUGAUCUCCUCCUCUUCAACCACCGCGAGAUCUCCAGCUACCGCGCCCGCAUUUCACAGAUCCAGAUCGACCCCACGUCCGAGAUCCAGCUUUCUAGCCAGCCUCCGACCGAGCAGCGCGGAGCUCGGGGGAGGAUGAGGCGGAAGACGCGGAACAAGAUCAUCCUGUGGACGCUGAUGCUGGCGGCGGCGGCGGUAAUGAUGGGCGGCACGGUGGCGUUGGUGCUGACGGCGGGGACGUGGAAGGCGAAGGUGAAGGAGUCGCACGAGAAGGUGUGCAACAAGGGGUGGGAAUGCUCGGGGAGCAAGUACUGCUGCAACGACACCAUCACCGACUUCUUCAAGGUCUACCAGUUCGAGAACCUCUUCUCCAAGCGCAACACCCCCGUCUCCAAGGCCGUCGGCUUCUGGGACUACCAGUCCUUCAUCACAGCCGCGGCGCUCUUCGAGUCGCUCGGCUUCUGCACCACCGGCGGCAAGGAGAUGCAGAUGAUGGAGCUCUGCGCCUUCCUCGGCCACGUCGGCGCCAAGACCUCAUGUGGGUUCGGCGUGGCGACCGGCGGGCCGGUGGCGUGGGGGCUCUGCUACAGCCACGAGAUGAGCCCCAGCCAGAUCUACUGCGACAAGUACAACACCCAGUACCCCUGCAGCGAGGGCGUCGAGUACUACGGCCGCGGCGCACUCCCCGUCUACUGGAACUACAACUAUGGCGCGGCCGGCGACGGGAUCAAGCAGGACCUGCUCCACCACCCGGAGUACCUGGAGCAGAACGCGACGCUGGCGUUCGAGGCGGCCAUGUGGCGGUGGAUGACGCCGAUGAAGAAGAAGCAGCCGUCGGCGCACGACGUGUUCGUCGGCAACUGGAAGCCCACAAAGAACGACACGCUCAGCAAGCGCUUCCCGGGCUUCGGCGCCACCAUGAACGUGCUCUACGGCGACCAGAUCUGCGGCAACGGGUUCGUCGACUCCAUGAACGUCAUCAUCUCGCACUACCAGUACUACCUCGACCUCAUGGGGGUCGGCCGCGAGCACUCCGGUGACAACCGCGAUUGUGCCGAACAGGCCGCAUUCAACCCCUCCAGCAAGACGGACGACCAGCAGCAGCAGUCAGGCUAGGCUUAAACGGAUCAUUGCUGCAUGCUAGACGAUUUCCUGGGCCGUUUGGCUCUCUUCGUCCGGCUCGGUCACGCGCUCACCGCCUGGACUCCUGGUGCACGACGCCACGCACGCGUCCGGCUGCCGUGCGUCCUGCCUCUGGCUGACGCCCGCCCAGCCUCCUUGUCUAGCUAGGAUUCGGUCCCACAUAGCUCGCCUACGGGACUAUAUAUUGUAAUCCUAAUGACACGAAUCGAUACAACAAUUAUUCGCGUGCUAAUCUGGCUUGCAUGGUAUCAUAAGGUGU
Messenger RNA from Phragmites australis (common reed), 1500 nucleotides. RefSeq names its product chitinase-like protein 1. The coding region runs from base 234 to 1214 and encodes 326 amino acids. The record is from RefSeq and is a predicted model, not a curated record. The transcript is spliced from 3 exons. Gene Ontology annotation, biological process: chitin catabolic process; carbohydrate metabolic process; cell wall macromolecule catabolic process. NCBI's taxonomy places the organism in Eukaryota, Viridiplantae, Streptophyta, Magnoliopsida, Poales, Poaceae. Gene Ontology annotation, molecular function: chitinase activity.